AUGAAGUCAGUCUUUGCUCUUGGCGUCGGCCUGCUCUCCCUGGCAGCGGCGCUUCCAGCCACUCUGUCAGCCAGCAAGCCGCCGUCGGUGAACGGGACGAGGUUCACCAUCGACGGAGAGACGCGCUACUUUGCCGGCACGAACUCGUAUUGGAUCGGCUUCCUGACCAACAACAAAGACGUCGACUCGGUGCUGAGCAACAUCGCCUCGUCGGGCCUCAAGGUGCUGCGCGUGUGGGGGUUCAACGACGUGACGCGCAAGCCGGGCAGCGGCACCGUGUGGUACCAGCUAGUCUCGUCAUCGGGGUCGCAGAUCAACACGGGCGCCGACGGGCUGCAGCGGCUGGACUACGUGGUGCAGUCGGCCGAGAAGCGCGGCAUCAAGCUCAUCGUCAAUUUCGUCAACUAUUGGAACGACUACGGCGGCAUCGCGGCCUACGUGUCGGCGUUCGGCGGCACCAAGGAGAGCUGGUUCGCCAACGACAAGGCGCAGGCCCAGUACCGCAAGUACAUCGCCGCCGUCGUCGGCCGCUACGCCAGCUCGCCGGCCAUCUUCGCGUGGGAGCUCGCCAACGAGCCGCGCUGCAAGGGCUGCAGCACCGACGUCAUCUUCAAGUGGGCCUCGGACACGUCGGCCUACAUCCGCUCCCUCGACCCGGCCCACAUGAUCACGCUCGGCGACGAGGGCUUUGGGCUGCCCGGCGGCACCAGCUACCCCUACGGCACCAGCGAGGGCGUCGACUUUGUCAAGAAUCUGGGGGUCAAGGACCUCGACUUUGGCGUCUUCCACAUGUAUCCCGGCAGCUGGAGUGUUCCAAACAGCUUCGGCCCGGGCUGGGUCAAGGACCACGCCGCGGCCUGCAAGAAGGCCGGAAAGCCCUGCGUUCUCGAAGAGUACGGCGUCACGUCAGACCAGUGCAACGUGGAGAAGACGUGGCAGCAGGCGUCGCGUGCCGCCGACGGCAUGGCCGGCGACAUGUUCUGGCAGUGGGGCGACAAGCUGAGCAGCGGGCAGUCGCCCAACGACGGCAACACCAUCUACUACGGCUCCAGCACCGCCACGUGCCUCAUCACGGACAAUGUCAAGGCCAUCAACUCGAUGUACUUGGUUUGA
Lasiosphaeria miniovina is the source of this 1113-nucleotide messenger RNA. RefSeq names its product glycoside hydrolase superfamily. The record is from RefSeq and is a predicted model, not a curated record. NCBI's taxonomy places the organism in Eukaryota, Fungi, Ascomycota, Sordariomycetes, Sordariales, Lasiosphaeriaceae. Gene Ontology annotation, molecular function: mannan endo-1,4-beta-mannosidase activity. The transcript has 3 exons. The coding region runs from base 1 to 1113 and encodes 370 amino acids.